CUCUUUGCGGGCCUCUCUGUCCCCUCCUUUCUCUCAGCCGGCGGAAGCACGGCCCAAUCUGAGAGGAGGAAGAAGCAGGGAAGGGGCGGGGUCGCCAGUGGCGCCUGUUCCGGUCGCGAGGGGGCUUCCUGGUCGCAGCAGGCAGCGCUAUGGGAUUUGUGUAGAAAGAGAGCCAGCACAGUGUAGUGGUUAAGAGUGGUGCACUCUAACGUGGAGAACCAGUGUUGGUUUCCCACUCCUUCACAUGAAGCCUGCUGGGUGACCUUGGGCCAGUCACAGUUCUCCCAGAACUCUCUCAACCCAUGCAGAGGCAGGCAGUGGCAAGUCACUCUGAAUGUCUCUUGCUUUGAAAACCCCAUGGAGUCGCCAUAAGUCAACUGUGCUUUUUGUAUAACGCUACUUUUCCACAAUGUUUGGUGGAUAUGAGGAUAUAGAAGCAUUUGAAGAUGAUAUUUACUGUGAAGAGUCCUCCAGUGAAACAAGUAUUGAUAGUGAGGUAGAAUUUCAUCUUUACAGCCAAGUGCAUUAUGCCCAGGCUCUUGCAGAUGUCAGUGGACAAGAAGAAACUGAAGGAGCUGGACCUCUGGAGAAGCAGAUUCAGUAUUCAGUGAGUAAACAGGACCAGAAAGAUAAUUUUGUAGUAAUUUCAGACAGCGACAUCAUUCAAAUUUCAGAUAGUCCUGAUGUCAUCAUCUUGUCAGAUACCCCUGAUGAAGAUAGUGUUUACAAAAGUAAACUCCAGAUGUUGACCACUCCAGAGUCUCCAACACUAGAAAGAACAUACAAUCACACGGACCCCAUCUCAGUUAAUCCUUCUGAGACUACCCUGGACUCAAAGGGUUCGUCUACAGUCACUGCAAGAAAGGAGAAGAGAAUUCAUCGGAAGUCUGUCUCUUUUCACCGUGAUGGUGUUCGCAUGAUCCACAAGAUCCUGGUAAUAGAGGACAGCUCCAGCGAUGAGAAUGAGGAUGAAGAUGUGACAAGCACAGUCUCUGAAAGUGACAAUGAGAGCUGGAUGUUGUUGGGUGGUGCCAGAGAUAUCAGAGAUGAAAACAUCCUCUUAAACCUUGAGGGCUGUGGAAGUUCAGCCACUGAAGGAGAAGGUGGAACAGACUGGGCUAUCAGUGAUAAAGAUUUAGAGGCACAAAUUGGUAACUGCUUUACUGUGCGUCGUAACAACAGAUACUACAUGCUGGACAAAAAUGUCACUUGCAGAAAUUGUGAUAAAAGAGGUCACUUGUCAAAAAAUUGUCCUACUCCAAAGAAAGUUCCACCUUGUUGUCUGUGUGCAGAAAGGGGUCACCUGCAAAACAACUGCCCUGAACGGUUCUGCUUCAAUUGCUGUUUGCCUGGACACUACUCAAGGGAGUGCCUCGAGAGAACUUACUGGAGUAAACAUUGUAACCGUUGUGCCAUGAGAGGCCAUUACGCAGAUGCUUGCCCAGAAAUAUGGAGGCAGUAUCACCUAACAACCAAGCCAGGACCACUCAAGAAGGCCAGCUCUUUUUCUGAACAUGAUGCUCCAGUGUACUGUUACAACUGUUCACGGAGAGGCCACUAUGGCUACGAAUGUUCAGAGAAGCGGAUGUUUGGAGGAACUUUCCCUACUUUUCCUUUCAUCUAUUACUAUGAUAAUAAAUAUGAUAUCAAGAGGAGCUUUCGAAACGCAAAGAAAAAAGUACAAGAACUUCAGGACGCCGGCCUUCUUCCCAUAGCACUGAAGAGACCGCGUGUGGACGAUGACCAGAAGGUCCACGCCCGUAAGAAAAAAGGGAAACUGUUGAAGGAACACAACAGAAGAGCGGAAAAGCAUCACAGAAAGAAGUCCCAUGCAGACAAACUCAAAGGAAGGAAACACAAGAAAGGCGUCCAAAGCCACUGUCCCAUAGAGGAAAACUUCCCCAGAGGAGGCCACUCGAAAGCUCCAAAGUGGCACAAGAAACCCAGCGCGCACUUUGACGUUUCCGCAAAUGGGGACAAACCAGAAAUCGCCAAGGCUUCCUUGGAGGCAGCAAAAAAACGGAAAAAAAAGAAAAAACAGGACUACACAGUCAGUAGCUCCACCAGGGAUGAAAGUUUAUUUCUUAUAAAACAGAGAAAAAAGAAAUCCAAACAGAAACCUAGUAUAUGAUCUGGUGGUGAGACGAUAGCUUGGGAGUGGGCAGGGCUUCCCUUCAGGCAAGGCUGUGGCCAAACCUCUCCAUGUUACAGUGUAGCGCAUCAGACCAUCUAAGCGGAGGCUGGGAUACCAAAAAGCAGAGAGGCUUGUCUGGGCCGUUGCUCAGAGGGGCAUCUCUUGGUCUGUGAUAGUGAUUCAUGUGUGCAUCAGUACCGGUGUGUUUUCUGCAAUGUCUGUAUUUGGAUUAAAGGUGUUUGGACGUUGGGAGUUAGUUUGGGUGGCAAAGUUGAAAGCAAAGGGAGAAAUCCGUUCCUCUCCGUUUCCUGCAGCCUUUUUACAAAUCUUGUGAUUUAUUCAAGCCCCUGCUGAGAUCACUUGGUUUAGGGUGUUGUGGGGGGGUUCCGGGUUGUGUGGCCGUGUUCCAGUAGCAUUUUCUCCCGACGUUUCACCUGCAUCUGAUGCCAGCCUCAGGUGCAGGAGAAAAGGCUACUGGGAC
This is a messenger RNA of Sphaerodactylus townsendi, 2615 nucleotides long. It is a transcript of the gene ZCCHC7, whose product is annotated as zinc finger CCHC-type containing 7. The record is from RefSeq and is a predicted model, not a curated record. Bases 410 to 2131 code for a protein of 573 amino acids. NCBI's taxonomy places the organism in Eukaryota, Metazoa, Chordata, Lepidosauria, Squamata, Sphaerodactylidae. Gene Ontology annotation, molecular function: nucleic acid binding; zinc ion binding. The transcript has 10 exons.